Schistocerca nitens (vagrant locust) is the source of this 1332-nucleotide messenger RNA. RefSeq names its product protein yellow-like. The record is from RefSeq and is a predicted model, not a curated record. The coding region runs from base 1 to 1332 and encodes 443 amino acids. Lineage: Eukaryota; Metazoa; Arthropoda; Insecta; Orthoptera; Acrididae. The transcript has 5 exons. Gene Ontology annotation, cellular component: extracellular region.
AUGGCACGUGGUCUGUUGCUCGCUGGACUGCUGCUGGUGCUACUGGCAGCCUCUGGAGGUCACCGGAGCCCUUCAAAAGCCGCGAGCCGGGGAAACCACUACAAGCCCGCGUUGAAAACCAAACCUGGCGGCCUACGGACACCAAAGCUGGUGAACAGCAGGGCGGCAAAACAGGCCAGACUUAGCGAUCCAGAACUUGUGACAGUCAAAUCGACGAACGAGGUCACAUUCGACUUCGAUGAUGAUGAGCUGGAACAACAACUACUGGACAACGGUGGCUACAUCCCCAAAUCUGCUGAGCCGUUCCAAGUAAUAGAGGACGUCAGUAGCCGCAAUCGCCUGUUCGUGACCACGCCAAUGAUGAGGAGUGGUAUCCCUGCUUCCCUUAGCACAAUUCAAUACGACGGGCCCUCUGGCUUGUCUCUCAAGCCUUACCCAAGCCUGGACAGGCACCGCACUACAGAGGAAACCAUCACAGACUGCACGGAACAGCUCGUGUCCGUCUCUCCAAUCACGAAAUCUUGGACGGACGAUGACACACUUUACGCUCUCGACACCGGUGUGCUCGACAUAACGACCAGCCCGCAACAAGUGUGUCCGCCGAAGAUCGUCACCUUCGAUCUCCGCACUGAUGAGAUCGUAAACGUUACACUAAUUGACACUACAGCCUGCAUCUCAUUGUACGUCACGUUGUGGGUGGAGCCUUGCCCAACUGGUGGCGCGGUAGCCUACAGCACGGACUCGUUUAACUACCGGCUGACGGUGACAGACCUCACUAGUGGGGCCUCUAAACACCUGCAGAGUGAGCACUACUCCACCAGGCGUCGCUCCCUCACUAGGGCGGGUGGAUCCUGCGCGUACCCGCCGUUUGGUCUUGCUGGUAUUGCGGCGGACAACAGCUGCGAUGGCAAGAUGUACAUGCAGUCCUUCGCCAGCAACAUCCAAGAUGUACUCGAUAAGAAGGCCAUACGCGAUGCCAAAGACGGUCAAGUUAUGGACGAAAACAUGCAGAUGGCACUACCAGGAGAGCUGUCGGGAAUGAGCGGCCCACUGGUGAUAGAUCCCAAGGGCGAGCUGCUGUUCUUCCCCAUACAAGACGACUCUGCCAUCUACUGCUGGAACACCAGCAAGCCGCACGACCCUCAGAAUUUCCGUUUGCUCAUUCAAGAUAAACGCCGCAUGAAGUAUGUCUCCAGCAUGCAGAUAGACCCUACGAGUGGACGACUAUGGAUCCUGACCAACCGUUUUCCUUCGUUUGCAACGAAUACCGUCGACUAUUCAGAUGUUAUUUACUACAUUAUGUACAUUAGCAUAAAAGGAAUAGGAUGUUAG